UGAUUGGCACGUGCGCUGAAUACGUCCUUUGAGGGAGGAUAACGACUUUGUGGGCAGUCGGACGAGCAGGAGACAGGCAGUACCCGGCAUUUUUGGACAGAAAGGACAGGAACUUUCCCUCAAAUAGAGGCGAAGAAUUGUCAGCGUGACACAGCGACGUUAUUCAAACAUCUUUACGGUUCAAGAGGAAGAAGACUGUGCAGCCAUGUCUUUCAACAUUCAUAUCAACAGCCCUAAUGUGAGGUACACAGACACUCACAUUGUGUCUCAGUAUUCCUACCACACCACGUCAGUUCACAGAGAAGGGGACAAAGUCACAGUGACCCCUCGCACCACUGAGAUGACAUUUCGCACAGAGACACGCGUGCCCCGCCUGGGUGUGAUGCUGGUGGGAUGGGGAGGCAACAAUGGGUCCACAGUCACAGGAGCUGUACUGGCCAACCAGCUGGGUCUCACCUGGAGGACCAAGACCGGAGAGAAGAAAGCAAACUACUUCGGCUCCCUCAUGCAGGCGUCUACUGUUUGUCUGGGAUCAGGGCUCGAGGGCGAGGUCAACGUGCCCCUCCGUGACCUCCUACCCAUGGUGCACCCUAAUGAUAUAGUCUUUGACGGCUGGGAUAUCUCCUCAAUGGAUCUCGGUGGUGCGAUGGAGAGAGCGCAGGUGUUUGAGUGGUCGCUACAAGAGCAGCUGCGACCAUACAUGAGCCGCAUGAAGCCAAGACCGUCCAUCUAUAUCCCAGAAUUCAUUGCUGCCAACCAAGAGAGUCGGGCGGACAACGUUCUCACUGGCAGCAUGGCAGAGCAGGUGGAGCAGAUCCGAGCUGACAUAAGGGACUUCCAUCAGUCAAGUGGUGUCGACAAAGUCAUCGUUCUGUGGACCGCCAACACUGAGCGCUUCUGUGACAUCAUCCCGGGGGUCAAUGACAGCGCAAAGAACCUGCUAGCUGCAAUCCAGGCCGGAGCAGAGGUUUCUCCCUCCACUCUGUUUGCAGUGGCCAGUAUCCUUGAGAGCUGCGCCUACAUCAACGGCUCCCCGCAAAACACGUUUGUACCGGGGGCCGUAGAGCUGGCCAUGCAGAAGGGGGUCUUCAUUGGAGGCGAUGACUUCAAAUCCGGUCAGACCAAGAUCAAGUCAGUGCUGGUGGACUUCUUGGUCAGCUCAGGUAUCAAGCCGACCUCCAUUGUCAGCUACAAUCACCUUGGCAACAACGAUGGGAAGAACCUGUCGGCUCCGCAGCAGUUCCGCUCCAAAGAGAUCUCCAAGAGCAACGUGGUGGACGACAUGGUCCAGUCAAACCCCGUACUGUACCAGCCGGGAGAAAAACCCGACCACUGUGUGGUGAUUAAGUACGUUCCCUACGUGGGAGACAGCAAGCGUGCCAUGGAUGAAUACACCUCUGAAAUUAUGAUGGGAGGAACCAAUACUAUCGCUCUGCACAACACCUGUGAGGACUCUCUACUUGCCAGCCCAAUCAUCCUGGACCUGGUGAUCCUGACGGAGCUUUGUCAGCGUGUGACUGUCCGACCGCAGGGCGAGGACGACUUCCAGUCCUUCCACAGUGUCUUAGCUCUGCUCUCCUUCCUCUGCAAGGCCCCACUGGUCCCAUCAGGGACCCCGGUCGUCAACGCCUUCUUCCGCCAGAGAGCCUGCAUUGAAAACAUCAUGAGAGCGUGCCUCGGCCUUCCUCCUCAGAACCACAUGCUGCUGGAGCACAAGCUGCAGAGAGACUUCCUGCCUCCUCAUACCAACUACAUCAACGGCAGUGUGGCACCUUUGAAAAAAGUUCCCCUUACUAACGGGAACCAUAUACCUCUAACAAACGGCAUCCAUGCACAUGUCAAUGAUGCAGCACAUGCGAUAUGACUGCAGAUGCAACACUACAGCCCAAGAUAGAACUGAAACUUAAUAAAGAUGUUAACUUGAGAUCUUGUAUAAAGAAAUUUAAAAAAACAACUAAAAACUAAAUCCCUCAUUGUUGAAGCUAUCAUGGCAAAACAAAUGUACACUGGUUAGACAACAUGGCAAAGUUAACUUGACACUGAAGUAAGAUGCAUUUAAAUUAUAGUGCAAGUCCUGGCUUGGUGCUUAAAGAUUUAAAUAUCAUAAAUGCAUCUGUCUGUAACAACUACUGAGCAUCAACAGAGGCCUAUGUGAAGCCCAUAGAUGAAAAUAAUCUCCACACAGUGUAACUCUGUUCAAAGCAGGCUAUUUUGUUUAACUAUGCUUCACUUUUUUUAAUACAGAAAUAGCUAUAUAUUGAAUAUUUAAAAACAUAAAUUCGGGUUUUGUGCUUCUGUCUUUAUUCAAGUAGUUUUCCGUGUGCAAUGCCUAUUCAAAAUAUAAUAUUUCUUGAUUUAAUUUUUUUUUAGUUUUUCAAAAAAGGUCGGUAUGUUUAACAUGCAAAUGUGAGUCUGCUCGUGCAGCUGUGAAAAAAUGAAAUACUGUAUUUGGUGAAUGAGGAGCAUCUUGUUACCUUACUGUAUGUGUGUUAUCGUCUAUCAAUGCCUUUCUGUUGUCAUCCAUAUGUUUUUUGUUGGAAGCUAAGUUACAGAAAGUAACAGAAAGUGCAGUUUUGACUUUGUUGUUUAACAGUAACCGGGGCUAUUUAUGUACAAUAAACCGUUAAAUAUUGUUUGAACUGAAAA
Molecule: messenger RNA, 2646 nt
Organism: Plectropomus leopardus (leopard coralgrouper)
Lineage: Eukaryota; Metazoa; Chordata; Actinopteri; Perciformes; Serranidae
Product: inositol-3-phosphate synthase 1-A-like
Biological process (GO): phospholipid biosynthetic process; inositol biosynthetic process
Molecular function (GO): inositol-3-phosphate synthase activity
Source: RefSeq, a predicted model, not a curated record